AGGGAAUCGGUGAAUAGGACUACGGUUCCCGGUCGACUUUCGCUGUUGAUACAGUCUUCCCUCCUGUCUCCGCCGCAGAAGUAUUUGCUCAAUGUCUAAAUCGAGGCUUCCCGCGCAACACUUUGCUGUUUGUUCACCACAGAGGUACCCACUACUGCUGUUGCAGCAGUGGUAACGUGUGUGUAUAAUGAACUCUCAGCCCCUUGGUGUAGAUGACCAAGUAGUGCGCUCACUUUCGUUUCCGCUGACCGUUGAUGAUCUCCCAAAUCUCCGAAUCCAGAUUUCCGCUCGAAGUCCACAGACGGUUGUUGUAGUCCACAGCAAUAGGAUGUCUUGACUUCCGUCGUGACGUCCGCAGCUCCUAGUGUUCGUGUAAAGCGAGGUUCAUAACUUCACAGAAUGUGGCGUCCUGCAGCAGCGGAGGUGGUGGUGCUGCUGUAGCUCGUAGACUUUGUAGUCUACCACAGAGGUUACACUGCUGUCACCGCUCUAUCACAGAGGUUGGUCUACACUGCUGUGAGAUCGGUAGGCCCGAGCGAGCUCUGGAAAGAGAAAUGUAGAUAGAUUUUCUUAUCAACUGACUCCCUGGCUUUGAUGGGUGCUAGAUGAGAGUGAGCACAAGGGGCGAAGGCGCGCUUGUGUCUCAUCUCAACAACAAAAC
Messenger RNA from Ectocarpus sp. CCAP 1310/34, 661 nucleotides. The record is from the annotation of a GenBank genome assembly. NCBI's taxonomy places the organism in Eukaryota, Phaeophyceae, Ectocarpales, Ectocarpaceae.